This is a messenger RNA of Lasiodiplodia theobromae, 465 nucleotides long. Its product is annotated as Bet v1-like protein. The coding region runs from base 1 to 465 and encodes 154 amino acids. The transcript has 3 exons. NCBI's taxonomy places the organism in Eukaryota, Fungi, Ascomycota, Dothideomycetes, Botryosphaeriales, Botryosphaeriaceae. The record is from RefSeq and is a predicted model, not a curated record.
AUGGCCUCACGCAUCCCUACGUCCACGUCAGUCGUCGAGUCGGCCGUCAUCGAAGCUCACCUGAGCAACGUGUGGCACCUGGUCAAGCUCCAGGACUUUGCCAAAUUCUGGACCAAGCUCGACAAGAGCGAGUUCGUCAAGGGAGUUUCCCCCGAGACGGACGUGUUCAAGUGGAGCUUCAAGGAUGGCACCGUGCUAGAGAUCAAGCAGGAGGAACAUUCGUCGAUUGAUCACUUCAUCACCUACUCGGUCAUCACGGCGGCUCCCGAGCUGAGCUACUCGUCGGCGCUCAGCACGAUCCGGCUUUUCCCCAUCACGUCGGGCAAGCACGAGGGCCACACGUUCAUCCAGUGGACGGGCAAUUUCUCCAGCGAUGCUGAUGCCGGAGUCAUCGAGGACGCCAAGUUCAAGCGGCGCGAGGCUCUGGCGGACCUUGCCGCGGCGGUGUCCAAGGGCACAAAGUAG